GGAAAUCCUGUUGCUGUUCCAGCCGUCUGAGCUGAUGGCCAUGGUGGUCGGCAACAACAACUACAACUGGGAGGAGCUGGAGAAGAAUGCCGUUUACAAAGGGGAAUACACAGCCACUCAUCCAACAGUCAGAUUGUUUUGGGAGGUUUUCCACGAGUUCCCUCUGGAAAAGAAGAAGCAGUUCUUAUUGUUCCUGACCGGCAGCGACCGUAUCCCGAUCCACGGCAUGGAGAGCCUGCGUAUCGUCAUCCAGUCCACCACAGCUGAGGAGCACUACCUUCCGGUGGCCCACACAUGCUACAACCUGCUUGACAUGCCCCGCUAUCAGACCAAAGACAUCCUGUGUCGCCGCCUCACCCAGGCCGUCGAGCAAUAUGAGGGCUUCAGCCUUGUCUGAGGAGGGAGAGGGGGUGGGGGGGGGGGGGGACUGCAGCGGUUUUAAUGCACUUUAACAGCAAUACACCACCAUGUCAGUGUGAACAGAGUGAAAGAGGGGAAGGCUGCUCUCUUGCUAUGCUCUUACAGGAUUGUUAAGCAUCUUGAAUCUGAAAGGUCUAUCGUUGAAAAUGCAGAGUCUAAUUGUUUUUUAUUGUAUUGGGCUAAGUUUCAUAACCUCUAGAACAUUUGCAAGAUCUUAAAAAGUCUUAUGUUUGAGUAUUUGUUUGAUGUUAAUUACUGUUUUACAGAAGAAUGACGACCUGGGAUUAUAAUUAUUGUUGGGACUUAAAUCAAAAGGCUGAGCAACUCGGGGUCUGGGUCUUUGCUUACUUUUUUUUUUGUCUUCUCUUUUUUUCUCUUUGUUUUAGACAGCUGUGUAUUUUAUAUUCAACUCCUUAAAUUCUAUUUUUCACUGUCAAAGAAUUCUGUUGUUACCUCGAGACAAUAUAUAAUUUUUGUUACUGUUAAUUUAUCAAAUAGAGUGGUUAUAUUUUGACAAAUAAUAAUGUGUAUAUGUUUGUAAAUAGCACUUUGAAUAUAAUCUUGAGGAGUGUUUGUCCUGCUGAUCCUUUUAAAUCUGGACACCAGCAUGUCCGCCACCCGACUUAAAGGACAAUGGAGGAGAACGAGGCCGAGGUGUGCAGGAUAAAAUGUGGUGAUUAUGAUUUGCAAUCCCUAUUUCCUUUUGCGUUGUGGAUAACACAGAAGCUGACUUUGUCUUGAAUCUGCAUUCAACAGUGUUGCCUUCUACAGCAUAACCUACAUGAAGAGCUGACUUUCAAAGUUGAAGUGGUUGUUGUUUGUGUGCAUGUUUUUCAAUGAAAGCAAAAAAAAAUGUGACUCCUUGAAAUUUUAUCAUUCUGGGACAUAGUGUUACCUUUAUUAGCUUUCUUGCGGAGAGUUAGCUAGAUGAGAAAAUUGGCCCCAAUUUAACGUGUGUUAGUUAAAUAUAAUAAGCAUCCAACUAGCUUAGCUUCAUGGCUGAAAAGUGGUGAAAACAGCUCGGCACACAUACAGACAGGGGCGUGUCCAGACUUGUAUGGGGUGGCCCACCUGGGGCACUGGCUUAUGCAGGGGUCACAUGAAGUGUGUGGCCAUUUUCUUUUUUUACCCUUUCUAUCCCCCCUAAUGUACUGAUAAGUAACACAAUUUGGCAACAUAAUUCUCCUUAGCUUGGUCUUUAGGGACUCAAAAACAAAAAUGUAUGCGCAAUUAACAUUGAAUUGGGCUGUCUUUACUGUUGAAAACAGCCAGAAUAGUUUAACUUAAGUCCCGCCUCCUGAUUAGGCAAAUUGCCAAUCAUAUAUUUGGAUUUUGGGGUGACAGCUGGGACCCUCUGGACAUUGCCCUGCAUACAGAGUUGGUUUUUAUCUUCACAAAGAGUGUAAAAAUGAUAGAUAUACAGGUCACAAUAGAAAGUUUAACAAGUCUGACUUUUGUUAGCUGGCCAGUUUUCAGUUAACUGCUCAGAGAUAAAGUGCCAUGGCAACCUGAGACACAUCAUAUACUUUGUUAUUGGAUUGACCUUUCAGAUUUCAGCCUUACAUUUAACAGUUGACAGAUUUCAACAGUUUGAAAGUCCAAACUCGCUGUUUUCAGUCUUUUAGCCAAGCUAAGCUAACUGGCUGCUUGCUCUAGCUUCAUAUUUAGCUAGCUAAGAGCACUAACUAACAAGCAGCUAACAAACAUGUCCCAAGUUGUCCUUUAAAGCUGAAUAUAUACCGUCAUCAUUUAUAUGAAUAAUUAUAACAAGUGUAAUAAGAUUUUUCCCGAUCCGCUGAUAUAUAAAUUUGGACAUUUGUGGCAGGACGAUAUAUGUGUAUACCACACAGUGUGGGCAGAUGACCUGUUAAUAACUACAGAUAUAUAUCGACUGUAGCCUAUCUAUCAUAUCACUUGUUCCAAAACGUGUUUAAAUUCAAGUUAUUUAUUCCUACAGUGAAACCCUCUAAUCCAGAAUGAUGUGUAAUUAGGUUGUGCAUCUGCGUGAAAUGGUCUUGCAUAUAUUUAUAUUUUUGUAUAUUUCAUACAUGCCAGAUAUAUCAGACAGUAAACAUGGUCACACUGACACAAACAUUUAGCAAUAACCUGAAACAGCCCAGUAUUGUAGUGACUCUGGGUUAAUCUUCUAAAGGUCUGAAACACUGGACUCUUCUGAGACGUUUCUUAGGAUGGUUUUGCCCUCUUGCUUAAGCUCUAUACUGCAUGCACACACAGGUUCUACAUGUUUGAUGGAAACAGAUUUUUUCCUGCAGAGUUUAGUACUAUGCAAAGGUUUGUGCUGCCCUUGACUUUUUUUGCACCUUUAAAUGUGCUUCAGAAAAUGGGAUUUUCGCAUAUUUGUCUGAAAUAUACACAAAGCUCUCUGUUCCAGACAACUUUUUAAAUAAAAGAAGACAUUGUAAAACA
Molecule: messenger RNA, 2847 nt
Organism: Labrus bergylta (ballan wrasse)
Lineage: Eukaryota; Metazoa; Chordata; Actinopteri; Labriformes; Labridae
Source: RefSeq, a predicted model, not a curated record